AUGAAUGAAAUAUGGAUGAAUGCGGUGAUAGUGUAUGUUGUUGGCCAAAACCCAACACUUACAGCACUAAAAUCCUUUAUUAUGGCUAACUGGAAUUUGGGGAAUGAACCUCAGAUGUUUAAACAUGAAGAUGGAUAUUUUGUGGUCAAAAUGGGUAGUAGAGAAGGUAGGGAUGAUGUGAUUUUUGCAGGCCCUCACCUUUUCUAUGGAAAGCCUAUGAUUGUCAAGCCAUGGACAACAAGUUUUAACUUUCAUAAUGAUGUGCUGAAGGUGAUACCUAUCUGGAUAAAAUUACCUAACCUUCCUUUGAACUGUUGGAGUGAGGAUUCAUUAAGUAGAAUUGGUAGUCUGAUAGGGGUCCCCUUAUAUGCUGAUGAAUGCACUUCAAAGGCUUUGAGGGUGUCUUUUGCAAGGAUUUUGGUGGAGAUGGAUGUUACUAGGGAGGUGAAGAGAGUGGUGAAAAUAGCUGACCCUAAUGGUCAGACUAUUGUCCAGCAAGUGGUGUAUGACUGGUUACCAGCUUAUUGCAAGAAGUGUAAUGCAGUGGGACACAACUGCGAAAAUAAGGUAAAUAGAGUGCAAAAAAUUCCACAAAAACAAUGGGUGCAGAAGAAAGAUAAAGUGGUUCAGAUUCAGGAAGUUGCUGAGGCAGGUACUCAGGGUGAUUGUGAUGCAGAGGGUCCCUCAUUAGCAGUAGAUACUAACUUAGGUGGGGGUCCUGUUAUUGAGGUAGAUCCUAGCAAAUUAAUUACCCCUACUCAGACACCUGUAGUGACAAAAGAGGGUGAGCAAGAGAAGGAAAUGGAAGCAGAAGGUGGAUGGAAAGUGGUAACUAGGAAGACUAAGGAUAAAGGAAAGCAAGCAAUGGGUAUGAAUGACCCUAUUAAAAUAAAGGAAAUUAAGCAUUUCCUAGCUAAGAAGAAAAUUACAGUAUGUGCUUUGCUGGAGACAAGAGUUAGAGGGAAAAAUGUGAUAAAAGUGCAGAGAAAGUUGGGAGGCUAUUGGAGUUGGUGUUGCAAUUAUACAUCUUCCCCUAGAGGAAGGAUGUGGGUGGACUGGCAAGCUACUGAGGUUCACUUGAGAGUGGUGAAGCAAUCAGAGCAGGUUAUGGUUUCUGAGGUUACUAGCAUAGAUGCAACUCUGGAUUUUACCUUAGUUAGUGUGUAUGGGUUGCAUACUAUAAAUGAUAGGAAGAGUCUAUGGAGUGAACUAUUGGAGGUGAUAGGCACUUGUGACAGACCUUGCAUUAUUAUUGGUGAUUUUAAUGCAGUAUAUCAGGUGGAUGAUAGAAUAAAUGGAGCCAUGGUGAGUGAGGCUGAAACUAAAGAUCUGGAAGAUGUUGUUCUGAGGGGGAAUGUAAUUGAAGCACCAAGUAUGGGUUUUUAUUAUUCCUGA
Molecule: messenger RNA, 1395 nt
Organism: Beta vulgaris subsp. vulgaris (sugar beet)
Lineage: Eukaryota; Viridiplantae; Streptophyta; Magnoliopsida; Caryophyllales; Amaranthaceae
Exons: 2
Coding region: 1-1395 (464 amino acids)
Molecular function (GO): catalytic activity
Source: RefSeq, a predicted model, not a curated record